AUGCAAAGCGAUAAUAAAAUUGAAGAUGAUAAGAAAAAAGAAAGUGGUCAUGAAGAGAACAAAAAUGUUGACAAAGAAUAUAUAAGUGAUAACCAAACGAAUUUUAAUAAUGACCAAGAAGGUGUAGAUCAUAACAACCUUCUGUGUAAACAACAAUCUGAUAAUUCCAAAGAACAUUUGGAUUUUAACAAAUAUGAUAAUUUAUCAAAGGAUAUUCAAGAAUAUUAUGUUGGGGUUCCAUACAGCUGGGAAUAUGUAGAGGAUAGUAAGAGCUGGUUUAUUGUUGAGACAAGCAAAAAUUAUAAAUUUUUUUAUAAUAAGAAAAGUAAUGAGAAAACAUGGAUAUGUCCUGAAGAAGUUCAAAAAUUAUUAGACAAACAAAACAAAGAAGAAUCAAAUGAUAUAAAAAGCGAAGAAGAGAAUGAUUAUAAUUGUGAUAAUAAAAAAGAAGAUAUGGAUGAUAUUUUAAAAGCAUAUAAAGAGCUUUUAAUAGAAAAAGAGAUUAAUGAAUUUUCUAAAUAUGAAAAUGUUCUAGCUACUAUUUUAUAUGAUAGUAGAUAUUUAAAUGUACCAAAAGAAAUGAGAAAAGAAUAUUUUAAUAAAUUAAUUAAAGAAAUAAAUGAAAAUAAAAAAGAUGAAUUGAAAAUAUUAAUCGAAAAUUUUCAAAGCUUAUUAAAGAAAAAAGAAGAACAUUUUUAUUAUCCAUUUAAUGAACAUGAUGCUAUAAAGGUUUUACAAAACCAUAAAGCAUAUGAUGGUAAUAAAACAAAUAACUGGGUAAACACACGAAAUAAAUUAUUAAAAAAUUUCUUAGAAAAAAAAAACAAAGAGACAGAAAAAAAAGUUGAAGAUAAAUAUGAAGAUGCUCUAAUUAAUUAUUUGGAAAAUGAAAAUCCAAAAGAAUGGAUAAAAAUUAAAAAUCAUCUAAUGAAAAAAGAAAAAUAUGACAUUUUAUCUUAUAAAAGAAAAAAUCAAAUAUUUGAACAAGUAAGUGAAAAUCUGUUAAGGGAAAUCAAACAAAAAAAAAGGAAAUAUAAAAGUGGAAGAGAGCAAAAAGAUUAUGAAGGUUAUGAAAAUGAUAAAGGUGAAUAUCAUUAUGAUAACCGUAGGAAAUAUUCAAAAAAAGAAUUUGAGGAUUAUCAAAAAGAAAAAACAAGUGAAAAAAAUUUGUUUAUAACUAUAUUACAUGAAAAAUUAAAAUGUCCUAAAGUAGAUGAAGAACUUUUGAAAACAGGAUAUAAUUCUAUAGAUAAUAAAAAUACCUUUGAAGAUAUUUGUUUGUUACCACGUGAUAUUUUAAACGAUGAAAGAUAUAAAAAUAUCACUUUAAAUGAUAAUGAAAAAUUUGUAUUAUACAAAGAAUUUAUUAAUAAUUAUAUAGAUUCAAAAAAAAUAAGCUUUCAUAAAUUAUUAUCAGAGUUGUCUAUUAAUUGUAUUAACAACACACUUGAUGAAAUAAUUCUUAUGAUAGAUAAAAAUAACAAAAUGUUUAAAGAUAUUAAUAAAUGUCAUCUAGAAGAAAAUUAUAAUAAAUGGAGAGAAUAUAAAAUAAAGGAAGCAAAGAAUAUAUUUCGAAAUUUUCUGAUGAAAUUUAAUUAUAUAAAAUAUGAUUCUGAUGAAUACAAUAAUUAUAAACAAUUAAUUGAUCGUUUAUCCCAGGACGUGAGCUAUCAAAGGUUAAAUUGUGUUCCUAAAGAAAGAGAGCAAAUCAUAUUAUCCAGGAUAGAAGAGCUUAAAGAAGAACAUGAGAAAAAUAAGAAUUUGGCCGAACGUUUGAAUUUUUAG
Messenger RNA from Plasmodium falciparum 3D7, 1785 nucleotides. Its product is annotated as putative transcription elongation regulator 1-like protein. Gene Ontology annotation, molecular function: RNA polymerase binding. The record is from RefSeq and is a predicted model, not a curated record. Lineage: Eukaryota; Apicomplexa; Aconoidasida; Haemosporida; Plasmodiidae.